AUACAGUACCACCUGGAAAUUUUCUUAUUGGAAAAAGCGUGGUGUUCCAUCCCCAAAACCAGUUCCUCUACUUGGCAAUACAUUGCAAGUGCUCAAAAAUGGCUUUCACCAACAGGUUGAUGCAUGGAUGAAAGAGUUGGGACCAAUAUUUGGUUUAUAUGCUUUUGGGACUACGUUGAUAGUUGGAGAUGUUGAUGUUUUACGUCAAAUCCUUAUCAAGGACUUUGACCACUUCAGAAAUCAUAGGCAAUUAGGUGUUGAGGUUAAACCAUUCAGUAAAGGAGUUGUAAGACUAACAGAUGAUCACUGGAAGAAUGUCAGAAACAUUCUGACACCUACAUUUAGUGCAGGGAAACUGAAGAAGAUGGUCCCAUUGCUAAAUGGAGCUUGUAGAGCACUGAUCAAGAAACUUUGUACUGCAUCUGAGGAUAAGGCCACCAUCAAUGUUAAAAUGCUAUACAAUGCUCUGAUGUUAGACGUUGUUGCAGCCACCAAUUUUGGUCUGGAUGUUAACUCGCAAGAAAAUCCUGAUAAUGCUUUCUUCAAAUACAUUGAGAUUAUGCUGAGACAGGGGAAGAAAUGGCUAAUGAUCAUCUUAACAAUAUCUCCCAGACUUUACAAGGUUUUUGAAUACCUUGGUUUUCGUAUAAUGGAUCAGACUGCUAUUGACUUUUUUAUGGAUGUUACGGAAAAGGUAAUUGAAGCAAGAAAGGCGGAUCCGAAUGACAAGCGAGUUGAUUUCAUCAGACUUAUGAUCGAUGCUCAUGAAAUGGAGCCAGAAAAAGAUGAGGAUGGCUUGGUGACCCAAUUUAAUGAAACUGGUUCUGAUCGGACAUCAAAAAAGGUUCCCAUGACCAGUGAAGAAGUUAUGUCACAGUCUAUUACCUUCAUCAUUGCUGGAUAUGAUACAUCAAGUACUUUGCUGAGCACUGUAUGCUAUCUCCUUGCUCUGAACCCUGAAAUACAGGACAAACUCAUAGAAGAGGUAGAUGCCAUCACAGAAGGUACAGAAAACCUGGAAUAUGAUAUUAUCUCGAAAAUGGUGUACCUUGAUCAAAUUAUUCAGGAAGCAUUGAGGAUGUACCCACCAGCCCCAACGACUGACAGGUUGUGCAGCAAGACUUGGACGAAUGGCAAGUUGACUAUUGACAAGGGUACUGUUGUUAUGAUUCCGAUCUAUUCACUUCAUCACAAUCCUGAUCUGUGGCCUGAACCAGAGAAGUUCAAUCCUGAUAGGUUUACUAAAGAAGAAAAGGAGAAACGCCAUCCAAUGGCCUGGAUACCGUUUGGUCAUGGUCCACGGAAUUGCAUUGGAAUGCGUUUUGCUCUACUGGUUGUGAAGUUUGCAUUGACUUCCAUUUUCCAGAAGUAUAAAGUGGUCCCUGUGGCAGAAACACCAGUACCAUUAGUAUCCAAGGACUUUGGUCGAAUCCUACCAAACUCUGGUAUUCCAUUGGGUUUUGAGAAGCGUGAAGGCAUCGAGUAGUUGUUGGUAUGAACUUUUAGAUGCUUUGCUAAAGUCAAUGUUUGAGGAGACAAAAAUUAGCUUUGUCACUAUUGCAAAAGAAUGUCAGUAAUUUUUGUCAGUGGUGGAUAAAGGAGGGUGGGGGAAAGCCAUCCCAGGACCCCCCACCCUACAUUUUUCAGAAUUAUAAGAGAGAGCCAUAUCCGGCCAUCUAGAGGUACAAUAAUCAUAAAUUUUCUUUCCUCAGCCCCAACCAUGGUGGGGUUGAGGUGGGUGGACAAGACCCUCUAUCUGUGAAAGUUCCUCCCUGGGCCUCCUUUAUUUUGGAAUUCCUGGACCCACUACUGGUUGUUGUCAAAUAAAUUUAAUCUUAGAUAGGACAUUUAUGUUAUUUUUUUUUCAACAAAAUGAAGACAUUCUGUAUGGAUGUGCUUUUGUAUAAUAUUUGUCUGUUUUAAAUUAGCAUAAGAAUAAUCAAAUAUAUUAAAUUAUAUUAAAUUGCUGUAAAUAAUUACCAUUAUUGUUGUUAAUUCCAAUUUAACAGAGAUACGAUGCUAGCUUAUAUAUUCUGCAAAUCAGCUGGUUAUGUUUUUUUUUUUUGUUUUUUAUUAUGAAUAAACCUUUCUGGUGUUUCAAUCAUGCUUAAUAUCUGACCAUAUUAAUUAUUUUUAAAUGUGGUGUGCCAAGUCUCAUAUCAUAUUUUUUGUGCUCCUUUUAAUUUUUCCAAUUUUAAUGUUUUUAACUUCAAGUGUUACUAUCUUGUGCAAAUGCAUGGUUAAUUUCUAGAUAUAUUAUAUUGUAAAUAUGUAAUUCAGCUUUUGCUGCAAUGUUGAUGUCAAUAAAGAAAUUUGAACUUUAAUUAUUUCGAGAUUAAUACCAAAGUAACCAUCAUGUGCUUUUAUAAUAUUCAUUGUG
Molecule: messenger RNA, 2380 nt
Organism: Anneissia japonica
Lineage: Eukaryota; Metazoa; Echinodermata; Crinoidea; Comatulida; Comatulidae
Product: cytochrome P450 3A24-like
Molecular function (GO): steroid hydroxylase activity; iron ion binding; heme binding
Source: RefSeq, a predicted model, not a curated record